UUCAACUACCAACUGCUCUUUUCCCCCCUUUCCCAAAUGAGAUAUCAAGAUGCCAUGAACAUGAUGCAAACAGUUGCCACUUUUCCAAUUUUAGAAACUAUCCCCUUCUUUCAGUAAUCUGAUUCAGAUCCUAUUCAGUGUUUUCUAGGGUUUUCUUGUUCUACCUCUGAUGUCUAUACAUCUAAUUUUGGGGACAUAUUUUUCCUUUGAUUUCUAAAAAGCGGGUCUUUUAAAGAUUCUUAUGGUGGUUGGCCAUAGCAAACACCAAAAAAGGCUAUUCUGAUUCCUUUCAAAAAUGCUUCCAGGUUUAACCCUCAUAUUUGUGUUAUAAAGGCUUCCUACAUUUUCUUCCCUGUUUCUUGAAGAAAGAUCCUUGAAAAUUUGAUCUUGAAUUUAGGGUUUUGUUUUAGAAUCGAUUUCAAUGAAGUGGGAAACGGAAAUCUUGUCACCAUCUUCAUAUAUCUCGAAUUCAUCAAGUUGGGUGAUGGAAGAUAGCUUAAAAAGCACAAUCUGGACUCCGGCAGAGAACAAACUGUUUGAGAAUGCUCUUGCGAAGUUCGAUAACGACACCCCUGAUCGGUGGCAGAGGGUGGCGGAGAUGGUUCCCGGGAAGACGGUGGCUGACGUCAUGCGGCAGUAUAAGGAGCUAGAAGACGAUGUAAGCAAUAUUGAAGCAGGGUUCUAUCCCAAAUAUCGGUAUAAUAACAGCACUUCUCCUUUUACUUUAGAAUGGGUAAACAAUCAUGGGUUUGAUAUGUCUAAAUCUCCGCCAUAUGCCGCCGGGGGGAAGAGGUUUCCGGUGGCUGUGGUCGCCGCCGGCCGCCCUGUUGAACAAGAAAGGAAAAAGGGUGUUCCUUGGACAGAAGAAGAACAUAAAUUGUUUCUUUUGGGGCUAAAGAAAUAUGGGAAAGGAGAUUGGAGAAAUAUAUCGCGAAAUUAUGUGGUCACAAGAACACCAACACAAGUUGCGAGCCAUGCUCAGAAAUAUUUUAUUCGGCAGCUUUCGGGCGGGAAAGAUAAGAGACGAGCGAGCAUUCACGAUAUAACCACCGUCAACUUAACUGAAAACCAGAAUCCUUUGCCGAAAAACAAAAGAACGUCGCCGGAGCAAUGUCAAUGGAAUCAGCCCAACGGUGGUGGUGGUGGUGCCGCCAUGGCAUUCAACCAAACCAACGUCUUCAAUUCUCCUCGAUAUAGAGGUAAUGGCGGGUUUAGAAUGGGCGGCGGUGGCGGCGGUUUACAUGAAUUUUAUGGUGGAGCUCAAAGCAUGGUUUUUCAGAUGCAGCCCGCGAUGCAUUACCCUCACGGAUGAGCGUAUUUGAUCGAAAACGUAUGUAGUGAUUUUUCGAAAAUGGUUGCUUUCUUUUCGGUUUGAUUUAAGUAGUUUUUCUAGAUAUUCUUCUUUGGUGUUUUUCCCGGGUAUGUAUCUUGUGGUGUUAUCUACAAUGUGAAUAUUAUAGUUCUUAGACUCGAUCAUGA
Molecule: messenger RNA, 1479 nt
Organism: Cynara cardunculus var. scolymus (artichoke)
Lineage: Eukaryota; Viridiplantae; Streptophyta; Magnoliopsida; Asterales; Asteraceae
Product: transcription factor DIVARICATA-like
Exons: 2
Coding region: 422-1312 (296 amino acids)
Molecular function (GO): DNA binding
Source: RefSeq, a predicted model, not a curated record